GCUAAGACCGCCAGGUGAUAUCACUGAUAGCUUUGAUAGCGCUGCAGUCCCCUAGAAAAAGUUUUGGUCUGAGGCAGCUUCCACCCAGUCUCUAGACGCCCAUUUUCUAGACCUGCUCGUCACAUCUCGCGGCGCAUCGUGCCAUGCCUUCAAAGACGCUACUGAUAGAAAGAGGCUCAAAAGACUACAUCUGCAGGUCCUGCCUUUCGAGCCUUGGGAGGCGACCUCCGCCAACGCCAGCACCAUGGGCUAUCCGACAAGCAUCCCAGGCGGCAGCACGAGCCUCGACGCCUCGACGGAACAAGACACGAGCAAUUGACGAUGCCGAGCGCCUGAGAACUUUAGAGAAGCUUGGUCUUCUGAAGCGUGAGAAGGAGGAAGAACGGCCUACAGUCAACUAUUUCCAGGAGGACGGUGGAAAGCUGCGGCGGCUCGCCAAUGUAGAAGAGUUCAACGAUGCCCUCAACGAUCCUGGCGAUCAGAUGAAGACCGACUUGCAGACACUCGAGCGAGGCGCCGGCAGUGCCAAGAGCUACUUUGAUAUGCUGGAAAGGGCCGAAAUACAAGAGAAGAACGCCCGCGACCAGGAAGGCUUGGAGCUGGCAAUGAAGAAAGCCUUGUAUACGACCAAGUCACUCGGCCCCGACGCCAUCCACGCGCUGGAUGAUCUUUCACAGGAUUUGGGCGACGAGCCCACUGGCGCAAUACAUAUCAACAUUGACAUUAGCAAAUGGCCCGUUCACCACAGAGAGAAGGUGACACGCUUGAACAACAACCUGCAACUUGCUGCCCGACAGCUCGAUCGCGGCAAUCUGAACAAACUCGGUUUUGCAGUUUGGAAAUAUUAUUUUGGUGCCCGCCAGGCUCUGUCCAAAGACUGGACCGCUGUUCCUCCUGCCACCUGGGAGCUUCUGUGGGAUAUUUUUGCCACGGAAUCGCCUCAAAACCCAAAUCGCUGGCACCAUGUCCAUAUUCUUGCCAAAGACAUGAGCAAGGCCGGGGUCCAGCUUUUUCCAAAGCGCCAGUUGAUGGCCAUCGAGGCUCUGUUUCUGGAGGGGUGGCACAAGGAAGCCAUGGAAAACCACAGGAGAAAAGUCACAACUUUAGGGACCGAUCCUGAGACUUUCGUGGAUUUCUGGCAACUCGGCCUGCGAAUGUGCUGUCAUGUUGGUGAUCUGGAUAAAGCGAAGCGUUUGGCUGACACCAUCCUCGGCUCCUCCUACCAGUACGAUAUUCGUUUCUUGCUUCCACUAAUCAGAGCAUAUGCACAGAAGCCUGAGACCGCGGAGAAGGCCCAUGAUCUAUACAGGGUGGUCCAGGCAGGACUUGGCGAUGCCAUGACGAUUGAGGACUAUGAUCUCAUCAUUUCUUUAUUUCUGGUAGCCCAACAGCCUGAAAAGGCCCUGUGGAUAUUCGUCGAGAUGAUGACAUCUGGUCGAGUUGACUUGCGUAAUCUGGAACAACUCCCUCCCAGCGUUGCCAAUGAGUUCUUCGUUGGCAAGUGGUUAAAGAGACUCAUUGGCGUGGGCGAUCUUGAAGGAGCUUACAAUGCUUUACAACACAUGAAAAGCAGAGGAGUCAUGCCCAGACCAAUGGUAGUCAAUGUCCUCAUUGGAUCUUGGCUGCGCACAGGAGUAGCGGAGAAUGUGGAAAGGGCAGAGCAGAUCGCAUGGGCCAUGAUCAAUUCCAGACUUCAGUUUGUAAAGCUGAGGGCAGAGUCCCACAAGAAUCAAGAUGUAGUGUCUCUACCUGGAAUGAAGAUAUCGCAUAAACAGUCUGGUGCAGGUUGGCCGAAGGCCACCCUCGAGACGUUCUCUUUGCUCGCAGAGAACUAUAAGGACCGCGGCGUGCUUUCCAAGAUGGAAGAGCUCUGGGAGGCUUUCAAGCGAGCCGAGAUGGGCGCCAACACAUUUUUUAUGAACCAACUGCUCUUCUCUCUGCUUCGCAAUGGCCGUGGUCUGGAAGUCCCCAAGCUAUACCGUGCUAUGAUACAGCAAUUUGAGCACGACAAGCUCGGGCCCGAUUCUUGGACCUUCCUCGCUCUCUGGCAAGCCUUACCGCCUAAUCGUCUUCAGUCUUGGAAACCGGAGGACGUCACACAAAGCAUUGUGGAAAGCCGGCGACUGUUUGCAGAAAUGGUGAGCUUUGCUGCGAAAUUCCAGGCUGAUGAUGAGGGUGUGAACUUCCAGCUGGCUAGGACGAUUAUGCACACUUUCCGUCAGCUGAAAGAUCCCCUGAGCAUGUUGGUCGCAUUCCGAGCCUUGCGCCAGAUAUUCCAAUUGAAGGACCCAGGUUCAAUGGUGCUUGAAAUGAUUGUUGGGACAACGAAUCUUGAAAGAGCGGCUGGGGAUAGGAAAAUGAGAAACAAGAUCAUGACGGCCACACAGCACACCGAGCAAUUCUUGUCCCAGAGACAACAAGAAAUGGUGGUAGACGGUGAACUAAGGAAGAAUGAAGAGAUGCCAGACGACGUCAGGUCUGCUGAGAUGGCAGAUUUCCUCGAGAUGCAUUUAGAGGCUGAACUCAACAAGAUUGAGAACGCGGAUGAGCUAUUUGAGCAAGCAGCCCGGGACAUGGGUGUUAUAUGAGCCUAACGUAGUUGUUAGGAAGGGCCAUUUGUAUAAGAUGUAUCAUAUACAUCAAAGCUUGGAAAUUGGCUGAGCUGAUGUGCAUUGUAUAUAACGACGACACAUGUAACAUUAACCCACAAUACCCAAACAAUGAGAAUCUCACAUUUGCAUUUCAGUCACCUCCUACAUCGUACAAGCACGAGAAAGCAGUCACUGUGGCUAUAGGUAAUCGCUUUUGGGAUCUAUAUAAAGAGGAACGAAGCUCCUAUCCACUCUCGUCUGUUUCUUUAUUCUUCAGACUAUCCAAU
Messenger RNA from Truncatella angustata, 2878 nucleotides. RefSeq lists its product as uncharacterized. NCBI's taxonomy places the organism in Eukaryota, Fungi, Ascomycota, Sordariomycetes, Amphisphaeriales, Sporocadaceae. The record is from RefSeq and is a predicted model, not a curated record. Bases 144 to 2588 code for a protein of 814 amino acids. Gene Ontology annotation, molecular function: protein binding. The transcript has a single exon.